GUGAGUCGAUCGAAAUGCCACGUAAGACUUUGCAAUACUGGAAGCCGGCUGUCUGUUGUGGUUGGUGAGAGGUCCAUAUUGUAAUGUCGGCAUGCUUCCAUUAACAAGUAAAGAUAGCUUUAAAAGUGACGACUUCAAACCAGGAGUGAAGCUAAAAUCGCGUUUCUUCGAAUGGAUAAAGGCAAUCUUCGCCAACGAGAGCUCAAGGAAUCUGUUCUUCUUUCUUCUGCUUAAUUUGUCGUUUGCUUUUGUGGAGUUGGCUUAUGGAAUAUGGACAAACAGUCUUGGUUUGAUCUCCGAUUCAUUUCACAUGUUCUUUGAUUGUACGGCGCUCCUAGCAGGUCUUAUAGCAUCAGUUAUCUCAAGGUGGGGCAAAAAUGAAAGAUUUUCUUAUGGGUAUGGCAGAGCUGAAGUGCUGGCUGGUUUUGUGAAUGGACUGUUUUUAGUGUUUAUAGCAUUCUUCAUUCUAUCUGAAGCAGUAGAGCGAGCUCUUCAUCCCCCAGAAGUGAAACAUGAAAGACUCUUUAUUGUAUCUGUUCUAGGAUUUUUUGUCAAUCUCAUUGGUAUCUUUGUUUUCCAUCAUGGAAGUGCGGCAGGGCAUGGACACUCACACGGUGGUCAUGGUCAUGGACACAGCCACGGACACUCCCAUGGCCAUUCUCAUGGACAUACACACAUGAAUGGUGGACAUAACCAUUCUCAUGAUUCAGGGUGUUCAGCCAAGGAAGGAAAAUUAGAAGUCUCCACAAGUAAAAUCAUGGAAGGAGUUUUUCUUCAUGUACUGGCAGACACAUUAGGAAGUGUAGGAGUAAUAAUAUCUGCAAUACUUAUACACCAAUUUGGCUGGAUGUUAGCUGAUCCUGUCUGUUCAAUAUUUAUUUCUAUUCUUAUUUUCUUCAGUGUAAUCCCACUUUUGAAAGAUUCUGUUGGAACACUAAUGCAGAGAAUUCCAGUUGGCUUGGAAAAGAAUGUGCAUAUUGCUUAUCAAAGGGUGAAUCAAAUGGAUGAUGUGUUUAGCAUUCAGGAUCCUCAUUUCUGGGCACUCAGCAGGUUUGUAUAUCUUAUUAGAUAUUUUUAUUUGCAUUCCAUUUCUGAGCAGCUGUUUAGGUUCAUUAAAUUGAGGUUCCACUGUACUUUUAAUGUACGUCUCAUCUUUAUAAACAGGUAUGGCAGAGCUGAAGUGCUGGCUGGUUUUGUGAAUGGACUGUUUUUAGUGUUUAUAGCAUUCUUCAUUCUAUCUGAAGCAGUAGAGCGAGCUCUUCAUCCCCCAGAAGUGAAACAUGAAAGACUCUUUAUUGUAUCUGUUCUAGGAUUUUUUGUCAAUCUCAUUGGUAUCUUUGUUUUCCAUCAUGGAAGUGCGGCAGGGCAUGGACACUCACACGGUGGUCAUGGUCAUGGACACAGCCACGGACACUCCCAUGGCCAUUCUCAUGGACAUACACACAUGAAUGGUGGACAUAACCAUUCUCAUGAUUCAGGGUGUUCAGCCAAGGAAGGAAAAUUAGAAGUCUCCACAAGUAAAAUCAUGGAAGGAGUUUUUCUUCAUGUACUGGCAGACACAUUAGGAAGUGUAGGAGUAAUAAUAUCUGCAAUACUUAUACACCAAUUUGGCUGGAUGUUAGCUGAUCCUGUCUGUUCAAUAUUUAUUUCUAUUCUUAUUUUCUUCAGUGUAAUCCCACUUUUGAAAGAUUCUGUUGGAACACUAAUGCAGAGAAUUCCAGUUGGCUUGGAAAAGAAUGUGCAUAUUGCUUAUCAAAGGGUGAAUCAAAUGGAUGAUGUGUUUAGCAUUCAGGAUCCUCAUUUCUGGGCACUCAGCAGGUUUGUAUAUCUUAUUAGAUAUUUUUAUUGUUCCUUUGUGCACCUCAGAAUGAGACGAUUCACUGUUAUUUGGAUUGGAACGCUGCGUCUGUUGGUUGCACCAACCGCUGACACACAUAAGAUUCUCAGCCAGACUCAUCACAUCUUUAUGGAGAUUGGAGUGAAACAGCUGUAUGUUCAGAUUGAACAUUCUUACUGAAGACACCCCAGGACACACCAGCCGUUCAAGAUUACAGGAGAAAAUUUCCAGUCGGUCCUUUAGCAAAGUCUGGACUUAAGAGAUGAGCGGAAAAAAAUCAGAGCCCAUAAGUCGUUUUAAACUUAGUUUUCGAACAUCGAACUUGGUUAUUUUUAUAACAGAUUUUAAAGCUUGUGUAAAGUGGACAUUAACCGAGUCGUGAAGCGGUGGAGUUCACUAUACCGAGCUUGUUGUUUCUGUUAAUUUUAAGUUCGUCGUUUACAUCUGUCUCAUUGUGACCAGAUCUCAGCCACUCAUCCUUGUUUAUUUUAUCAAUUUGAAGGUUUCCUUGAUCUGUAAACCGAGUAUCGUAUGAUCUGAGGUUUGAUAAUAAGUUUUCACAACGAUCUGAGGUGUGGAGAUGCGGAAGCAACAUAUUUGGCUCUGAACUAAACAAUAGUUUGGUAUCGUAAACAACUAUGUAUUGUUAAAGCCCAAAGUAGACCAGAGCAUGGGUACUUUCUGAGUGUUCAUGUGAACAUUUUUAUACUAUUUUUUCGACAUCGUUCACCUAACUUUCCAAUCUCCAAAGCUGUUUCAACUGUAGGUACUAUCACUAAUGGAGGCCUUAUGUCCGACUCUCAUUUUGAACUGUCUCGUAGAAUUUCAUUCGCGAAAAUAUGAAUGAUUCCUUGUCAACUGAGCGUGACUUUCAGCCAUCUUCUCUGGUUGCUUGCGCGGAAGUAAGCGACCAGACAAACCGGAUAAAUACAGGUAAUUGUCAGCCAAGUGGGCGAAUUUCUGAAACAGUUAAGAAAAUUUAUAUUUUGUCGAAAAGCCAUAAUUUAAGAGAGAAGAUGAAAUAUGUUCUAUAUUCCAAGCAAGAGAACCAAAGCGGGGAGGGGAGGGAGGGAGUAGGCUUGGAUGAGAAAGGCUUUGGCAUUCAAACAAAGAACAAUAUUGAAUUGAAUAAAAGUUUAACUCGAGUUACUUUGUAAAUAGAAUAAAUAAUGUAUUAUUUUCUUUCAUUUUCCUGUAAUAAGUACAAUACGCUGUGGCUCAAUCAAGUCAGUCUGGAGUCGCUAUUGUGGCAACAGCUGGGACAAGAAUUUCGAUCCCAGGCUCUCUCGCCUUUCCUGGGAUCGAGGUUGCUGGGGUAAUAAAAACUGUUACAAACGUCA
Molecule: messenger RNA, 3177 nt
Organism: Orbicella faveolata
Lineage: Eukaryota; Metazoa; Cnidaria; Anthozoa; Scleractinia; Merulinidae
Product: zinc transporter 7-like
Biological process (GO): zinc ion import into Golgi lumen; intracellular zinc ion homeostasis
Cellular component (GO): membrane; cytoplasmic vesicle; Golgi apparatus
Molecular function (GO): zinc ion transmembrane transporter activity
Source: RefSeq, a predicted model, not a curated record